UCUCUUCUUUUGUUGCGGAAACAGAAAGAUGACAAUAUUGGUUUGAUGGCUUCAAGGCCUAUGGAGAAACCCGGCAAAGAUCCAGGCCAGAGGUGUCCUCGCUGCAGUUCCCCAAACACCAAAUUCUGUUACUACAACAACUACAGCCUGUCGCAACCCAGGCAUUUCUGCAAAGCCUGCAAGCGGUACUGGACCCGAGGCGGAACCCUAAGAAAUGUUCCGGUGGGCGGAGGGUGCAGGAAGAAUAAGAGGGUCAAGAGGCAGGCCCCCGCCAUUCAUGGUACUUCAUUAUCAACUGCUAGUGCUUCAGCUUCAAACCCUAAUCAUGAAACCCUAAUCAACGUAUCUUCAUUCUCCAACUGUGCUGAUCCUGUGCUUUAUGGCUUACCCACGAAUCCUUCAGGGUUCACUUUUCCAUGCCCUAGGUUGAAUCCUAGUGUUUCAAACGUUAACAGUGUUUUAGGGUUUGGUCUGCAGCCUCAAUUGAGUGGUCUAGAAUUAGGGUUUCCCUCUGGGCCUGCUCCAAAUGGGCAAAUCCAUUUAGCAGAAAACAGGUUGGAUUGGGAUGUCCCUUAUUGCCAGAAUAAUCAGAUCGAUCAGACGACUAAACCCGAAGAUCCUACUCUUCAUUGGAGUAAUGCAACAAGUAUUAUUGCCUGGCCUGAUCCUGCAAAUCUUGGGUCUUGAUCUAGAAGAAAAAGAAAAAAAGAAAAAACAACUUCAUUGUUUCUUUACUUUGAUCGAUCUCUCUCUUUCUUGUUGCCUUGGGUUUGUUUGGGUAGCUAGCGUUCUUCUGCCGAUUUUCAUUCUCUUUUGUACUGAAUGUUAUGGCCACGGUGCAGUGGGAAUGGAAUUGCCCAAAAAUAAAAAAUAAAAAUAGGGUUGCUUCAGUGAGAGAGAGAUCAAGGAGCUUGGAAUUGGAGUCACUAUGUCAGCUGCAAGGAGGGUGAGUCUGUUAUUUUCUUAGUAUCAUAGGUUAGAUCAAGCUUUGAUAAAAUUACUCUUCUGUAAUUGAAGAUCAAAAAAUUAAAUUCCAGAAGUGUUUGUACAAAAAUAAGAAAAAAAUUACAUAUAUAUGAAUAUGAAUGACGAGUUUCAUACUUUGGGACACUGUUCUAUGGGUCAGAAGACCCAUUUAUUUUCUCUAAGAUCAACCUCAGCAUAGAUAGAGGGCAAAGCAUUGGGAGAAUUUGGGGUGCAACUUCAUUAUUGUACUGAUCCAUUGAGUGAUAUUCUUCUUUUUUUGGUAUAUGAUGAGGUCGUAAUUCGUAAAUGU
Messenger RNA from Diospyros lotus (date-plum), 1276 nucleotides. RefSeq names its product dof zinc finger protein DOF1.4-like. The record is from RefSeq and is a predicted model, not a curated record. Gene Ontology annotation, molecular function: DNA binding; DNA-binding transcription factor activity. The transcript has a single exon. Lineage: Eukaryota; Viridiplantae; Streptophyta; Magnoliopsida; Ericales; Ebenaceae. Gene Ontology annotation, biological process: regulation of DNA-templated transcription. The annotation marks the transcript as partial.